UUCUGAUUGGUUCGCAUAGAUUGUGCGUCUGCCAUGCCCACAAGAGACCGACUGGAUGGCAUAAAAAUGCAUGUAUGCAAAUGAUUUGCUUUUUAAAAGACCGAUUCAUCUUGGUAAAAGCGAAACUGAUUUGGGCGCUGUUUAGCAAGAGUUUUACAUGUUAUCAUGGAUGGAAAGAUAUCUAAAAGAAGGCGGUAUCAGUCCAACAAAUCUAUGAAGCACCUUUUGGAAAGGCAAAGGCGAGCCAGAAUUAAUCACAGUUUGAGCGAGCUGAAGAGCCUGGUUUUAUCGGCAAUCCACCAAGGGAAUCCCCAAGCAGAUUUGAAUGGCUGCGAGAAGAUGGAGAAAGCGGAGAUUCUGGAGCUUACAGUGAAUUAUAUAAAAUCUAUAAACACACGAGGAAAUAUUGGUGAUUGGAAGAGGGAUUGCACAUCACGUAGCAACCCUGGCUGCAAUUGCUUCAGCCAUAGCGCAAGAAAAGACAAAAGCACCGAAAUUCUAUGCAGAGAUAGCUUACAAAACUACAGAACACGUCGUACCACGUCUUCAUCGACAGCAGUGCCUUCCAGCUACCAUUGUGCCAACGGAAAAGUGUAUUGCACAUGCGUCAGCAGUGUCCAUUACGAGUUUGCGACGUCGCCAUUAUCUCCUGAGAUGUCUGGUGCUGGUGUAAAUUCACAGUAUGGCGCACGUGCGCAAGCAGAGAGCAUACGUCAAUGGAAAAGCCCGCCUACUGGCAGUAUUGCUAGCCCAGCACCGUCGACAUUGAACAAGGUGUGGCGACCAUGGUAGUCAAAUUAUUAAAAARUAAAUAAACACGGAGAAAACAUAGAGACAAACGAAAAUGAUAAAAAUAGCACUUAAAACAAAAAAGAGCAAAUGAACUCAAGCUAAUACUAAUUAUUAAUCGAUUUAGUGAUGGUUUCCAUAAAUCCGUGAAACCGAAUUAAAGAAUACAAAUUAGAGUGAAGUCAAUCAACCUGUGAAACAAAGUUGGACUAUUUAAGUGUGAUUGUUAAAUGCCACAAAAGAAAACGAUGGAAUUAGAGCGUCGAUUCAUGAACGUUGUUCGAUCUUGACUUUUUUGCGCUAUUUUAUGCAAGAUUUAGUAACCAUUCCUAGAAAACCGGGCCAUAGAAAACGUUGAUUCAAAAGGAGUUCCGCUAUCAUUUGUACAUUGAUUUGUAUAAAUUAAUUGUGAAUUUAGRCAAUUUCACGGUUUAAAUGCCUUCACUCUGAUCUAUUUCACAGUUUUUUGGACUUUCUUUCUGAAAGGAAUAGUUGUAUAGUACGUUUUUGCUGGUUAGUAAAGAAAACCUUAUGAUGAUAUGAGCUAUGGCAACCUCGAUGAAAUAUUAAAAAUAUAGUUACAGGAGAUUUAGUAGUUGGAAGAAUUGAAGUAAAAAGUCGUAGGAGUGUCGCUCAAAGAGCACGUAGGUAAAUAAAGAAUAUUGUCAAUAGAUUAAUUAAUACACAUAAUUAUUAAUUGUAAGUAAAUAAUGAUUAAUAAUAUUAAACCAGGUGUAGAAGUA
Exaiptasia diaphana is the source of this 1532-nucleotide messenger RNA. Its product is annotated as hairy/enhancer-of-split related with YRPW motif protein 1-like. Bases 166 to 792 code for a protein of 208 amino acids. Gene Ontology annotation, cellular component: nucleus. The transcript has 4 exons. Gene Ontology annotation, biological process: regulation of neurogenesis; anterior/posterior pattern specification; regulation of transcription by RNA polymerase II. Lineage: Eukaryota; Metazoa; Cnidaria; Anthozoa; Actiniaria; Aiptasiidae. Gene Ontology annotation, molecular function: DNA-binding transcription factor activity, RNA polymerase II-specific; RNA polymerase II cis-regulatory region sequence-specific DNA binding; protein dimerization activity. The record is from RefSeq and is a predicted model, not a curated record.